ACAUACUACCAGUUUGAAUCAAGUCUCGUCUUCUGUCAAAUUUCAUUAAAAAUGUCAAUUUGCUAUGAGAAGUCGCAUUCGUGUUAGUUGUUGAAUAGAUUUUAUCAAUAAUCAAAGAUAUUAACAAUAUAAUGUGUGACAAUGGCCUCUGUAAAAGUGGCUGUAAGGGUGCGCCCAUUCAAUCAAAGAGAGAGAGAUAUGAACGCCAAACUCAUUGUACAGAUGGAAGGGAAGAAGACGAGGUUACUCACAGUAAAAAAUAGCAAAGAGCAGAAUGACGCGAACCGGGAGAAAUACAAGGAUUUCACGUUCGACCACUCAUACUGGAGCUACGACAGCGCUGACCCGCAGUACGCGUCGCAGGAACAGGUGUUCUCAGACCUGGGCCUGGACGUGAUCGACAGCGCCUUCGAGGGUUACAAUGCCUGCGUGUUCGCCUACGGACAGACGGGGAGCGGGAAGACCUUCACUAUGAUGGGAUCGCCCGACUCCCAAGGUCUGAUUCCCCGGAUAUGUCGUCAACUUUUCUCCCGGGUGGCGGCAGGCAAGGAGUCUGGCUCGUCCUACCGCACAGAAGUCAGCUACCUAGAAAUAUAUAACGAGCGUGUGAAGGAUCUGCUGGCUAGCGACGCCGGGCACUCGCUCAGGGUCCGCGAACACCCCAAGCUGGGACCCUAUGUUCAAGAUCUGUCCAAACACCUCGUGUCAGAUUAUGAUGACAUACAGGAGUGCAUGCACCGCGGCAACCUCCACCGCACGACAGCUUCCACUCAGAUGAACGACGUGUCGUCUCGCUCUCACGCUAUCUUCACCAUCACGUUCGUGCAGGCCGGGUAUCUCAGACACAACAACAUGCCCAGCGAAACAGUCUCCAAGGUCCACCUAGUCGACCUCGCCGGCAGCGAGCGCGCGGACGCUACGGGUGCUACUGGGCAGCGCCUGGUGGAGGGAGCACACAUCAACAAGUCUCUAGUGACCCUCGGCUCAGUCAUCUCCGCCCUCGCCGAGGCCGCGCACGCCGCACACACCGCCAACGACAGUCGAAGCAGCGUUAAGAAGAAAGUGUUCAUACCUUACCGGGACUCCGUGCUGACGUGGUUGUUGAAGGACUCGCUGGGGGGAAACUCCAAGACUAUCAUGAUAGCUGCUAUAUCCCCCGCGGACGUGAACUACGGUGAGACGCUGUCGACCCUGAGGUACGCUAACAGAGCCAAGAACAUCAUCAACAAGCCCACCAUCAACGAGGAUCCCAACGUGAAGCUCAUCAGGGAGCUCAGGGAGGAGAUCGACAAGCUCAGGAAACAGAUAUCACACAAUACGGAUCCCGUGGAGACCGAGCCGGACAUGCUGGCCACGCUCCAGCGGAAGGAGGCGCAGGAGAAGGUGCUCACCGAGAAGUGGACGGAGAAGUGGCGCGAGACGCAGCAGAUACUGCACGAGCAGAAGGCGCUGGGGCUGAGGAAGAGCGGCCUGGGGGUGGUGCUAGACUCCGACAUGCCCCACCUGGUGGGCAUCGACGACAACCUGCUCUCCACGGGCGUCACGCUCUACCAUCUCAAGGAGGGCGAGACGGUGAUCGGCAGCGCGGAGUAUUCCCCGGUGCCGGACAUCGUGUUGUCCGGGGCGGGGGUGCUGCCGCUGCACUGUCGGGUGUCGCUGAGGGAUGGCGUGGCCACCAUCAGCCCGGCGCCGGGGUCUCAGUGCUGGCUCAAUACCGUGCUGCUCGACCGACCCGCCAAGCUCAGUCAGGGGUGUAUCCUGCUGCUGGGCCGUACGAACAUGUUCCGGUACAACGACCCGGCGGAGGCCGCCAAGCUGCGGGAGGGCGGAGCGCCCAUCAACCUGUCCCGCCUGUCGCUGCUGUCCUGGUCCGCCACGGACCUGGCCGCCAGCACUGAGAACCUCAACACUACUAUAUCGGACCUAGAGAGUGAGAUCCGAUGUGAGCGGAUCGAGGCCCAGCGCGCCGAGCUGGAACGGGAGAGGCAGCAGUUCGAGCUGCAGCAGCAGGAGCGCCAGAGACGCUGGCACGCUGAGAGGGAACAGCUGCAGCUGGCACAGAAACAGCUGGAUGAGGAGCGGUCGGCCAUGGAGCGCGAGUACACGGCGGCGUGUCGCCGGCUGUCGGGCGAGUGGCGCUCCCUGGAGCGAGGCUGGGCGCUGCGGAGGCGGGCGCUGCGCUGCAGGCAGAGGGAGCUCGCCGCACGCGCCGCCAGCCACGCCGCCGCCGCCGCCAGCCACGCGCGGGCCAUUGAGAAGGAGGAACCGGAGAUCGCGGACAUACAGGAACGACUCGCCGAUGAGAAAGGGAAAUUUGAGGAGUUAUUGAGGAAUAAGAUUGAGGAGCUUGUGACGCAGGGAGUCAUAGACCAGAGCCUGGUGAGUCCUGUGGCGUGCUCGGAGUCGGCGGACAGCCUGCUCCAGCUGCUGCAGAGGAGCGCGCCCGACGACGGCCUCCAGAACAUUGUGGAUAAACAUAAGCGCGAGGUGGAGAAUCUAGAGCGGUCCCUGGCGGCGCGCACGGCGAGUGUGGCGGCUCACCGCUCCAGGGUGGACCGUCUGCAGCACGAGCUGGCCCUGCUGGCGGCCAGGAGCAGGGGCCUGGACGCCGCGCUCGCCGACGGCGCCGACGGGGCGGAAUCCCCGCCGCCGGGGGUGAAGCGGUCCAAGUCGGAGCUGGCGCUGCGGGCCAGGGUCGAGUCUGAACCGCUGUCGGCUGACGAACGGGAGAGCUUCCGGAAUAAGAGACUGAGCCUGAGCCUGAGUCUGGACCCGCUGCCGUCCUCCAGCUCGUUGUCCCCCGACACCUUCCACACGGCCACCUCGACCCCCAAAGACACGUUAUGGCCGACGCCCACCACGGAGGGCUCCACGCUGUCCAGUGACCGCGUCUCCGUGUCCAAGAGUCCUUCCAACUCGCCCCCCACCACCUCACCGCCCGUCCCUCGCUUCCGGUUGGGCCCCGCGGCUGACGACAGCGAUGACAUGUCCAGCACCGAGGACUACCACAAGCCCCGAAUAGUCGAGGGACAGUCGUCAUCGUCGGUGGAGCGCUCGCCCGAGGACAGACAUCGCUCUCGACACAGGCGAAGACUCAGCGACGGCAAGAACAGGCGACAAGUCACCGAAGCCGAGGCGCUGAGAGCGAUGCAGCGGCUGUGUGCGAGGAUCGCCUCGCAGAAGAUGCUGGUCAUCUCCUCGCUGGAGAACGACUGCUCCAAGGAAGAGCUCAACCGGCAGAUCGCUGUGCUCCAGGAGCUACAAAAGAAAUACGUACGCCUGGAGAUGGCGUUGCAGUACUCAUUCUUCGACGGGCAGCCGAAGAGAGCUAUCAUGGUGACGCCCAUACAGGAGACGCCCUCGCUCACCCUCAGCGAGAGUGACAUGCAGGUCACCACGGAGCCCGCCGCGGACCCCACCAACAAUAGAUUAAAAGAACCGGAAGUGGAAGCGUCAGACAAUGUAUCGACUUCCAACGACGAGCUUCCGGAGACCACGUGGUCGGAUCCUCUGCGAGCGCUGUCACACAAGAGUGACCACGACCACGGCCACGACACGGACUACUACAGCGACGACCAGAACCGGUAUAGACGGGAACAGAACAACAGACAGAACACGCAGAGCAUACAGAGUAUACCAUUAGCUAUACCGGACUACCCGCAGGAAGGUUUAAAUCACCCGAUUGAUUUCUCGGAGGUGGUGAGUAUAUCUGGCUGGGUGACCCGCGGUGCCGGGGCCCGCACGCAUCACGAGUACGAGGUCCGGGUCCGCCUGCCCGCCACGGCCUGGGCCUUGCUGAGGAGGUACAGGCGCUUCCGGGACCUGUACCUCGCCGCACGAGCGCUCUACGGGGAUAAGGUGGCGGCGAUCCCGUUCCCGGGCCGCGCGCUGUGGUCGUCGGAGUCCCUGGCUCGCUCCCGCCGCGUCCAGCUGGAGAGCUUCCUCCGCCGGCUGCUGACCGUGUGCUCCGCGGACCGCCGCUGUCCGCUACACGCCUCGCCGCUCACCAGGGACUCGCUGGUCGCCUUCUCGCCUUUCUUCAGGAAGGGCGUAUUCGAGAGCGGCAAGUGCGGCACGGGAUGAUGGCGCGCGGGGCCGGUGGCGCGCGCUCUGCGGCGUGACGUGCGGCGUCUGGCGCGCGGUCUGCUGGCCGUGCUGCUGCUGCUGCUGCGGUGCGCUGCGCUGCUGCUGCUGCUGUUGCUGCUGCUAGCCGCGCCCGCACGCCGGAGGUAGGCCGCCGGCCAUCACCUGUCCUGCUAUACUACAGACGUUGUAACAUGUCGAAUGAACCGAAAACUUUGCUGAGGUGGUUCGAUUCUGCUGAUGUCGCUGACCUCACAUCUCACUCGCGUAUACUUUAUAAGGUGCUGACACAAAACUAUGACGGCCUAGUAAUUGACGGCCGAUGGAGCGGCCCCGCGUGAUUGGACAUCCGUGAUACAUAUUUGAUAGUCGACUACGGGAUCACACGUCACAAAUUAUAUACGUUGAAUAUUUUAAUAUGAAGUAGACUAUAUAACGUUGUGUAACAGACGCCAGAGGUGGCAGAGGAUGUUUUAUAUGUAUGAAGAUUUUAUCAAACUGACGAGCUAGACGUGCCCUAACAGAGUUUAUUUUGAACCUCGUGCCUUAAUUGAAUAUAUAUAUAGCAUCGGAAACCUAAAAUAGUGUAACGAAUAUUAGUGACCGCUGUCAAAUCAUAAAUAUAUUUUUUGACUUCCCCUCUCUGACAGUUAGUAGAGAUUAGUCUUAAAAUACUAAAUAAAAUAUGUAGAGUGUAGAGCAAACGCAAACAUGAAUCACAUACUAGCAACAUUUCAUGUUUAACUAUUUUUCUAAAGUAAUGGCUGGCAUUUUGUUUUGAAUUCCCUUUAAAUGGACUUAUAAAUUCAUAAAGAUUCUCAUAUAUGUUUUACUAGAUAAAAAAGGUAUAUUUUUUUCUAAAAGAUAUCUGUAUGGACUGACAUUGUAAUGUCCUUUGUUCUCAUCUAUCCUUAUAGUCUAGACUGGCUGCAGACAAACGUAGCUAGAAACUUACUAAAUAGUUUGAAGUGAAACUUAAAUGUACAAACCUUCAAGUUCAAUGUAGAACAAAUUCCAACAUCGUUGCUUUAUUUUUAUACUAUUAUCUAUCUUAACACUUCGAUAGUAUUAUCUGAUUUUUAAUUUCCAGCAAGUAAUUAAGAAUUUUCUUACUUUGUAUAUUCUGUAAUUAUAUUUAUUACUAUUAUAUAUUAUCUGUGCAAUUUGGGACGACCCCAUUAGGUUAUCUGUUACUUUAGUUAUAUAGGUUAUGAAAAAAAUGAAGCGUUAUUUGUUGACGUUAAGUGAUUUCAUUAUUAUUGUGCUAUGUAUUUACUAAACGCAAUAUAAAGUCGACAAAAACGUUUAAGUUAUCCUGUAAUAAAUGUCCGAGUGGUAAGUAAGAACGCCUAUCGCAGUACUUGACGCCGCCGGCCCUCGAAAAUUAUUGAGUUAGGAUAUUUUUUUUCAUUAUAAAUAACUUAUAGGACAUAGUGUAAACUAACAAGUGUGCUACAAGGUAAACUUAACGACUAAUGAAGUGACGACAGAUUGGUAGAUGGAACUAGUUUUGUUUGUUGCUCGUAAUAAAAUUACUUGAUAUAUUCAAAACAUGUUCAAGACGAUGAAUGCUUAGUUUAAUUUGUAAAUAUAUGAAAGAGCUACUAUAGGUCUUAAUCUUGUGUAGUUGUUUUGAUAAUUUUAACUUCUAAGAUGUUUUCUGUGUCACACGAGAGGUCUGUGAGCCAAAUAAAUGUCUAGUUAUUAAUAAAACAGAAACGAAAUUGAUAAUGUUCCACCGAGCACAUCUCUGACGAUGACCUGUGACCGACACCGACACAUGAAAGUCAUGAAAUUUGUCUAACUGAACCUUGAAAGGCCCUCAUUACGUUAUUUUUGUCUGAUUUUUAUUAACUUAGUAAUCAUUUUAAACAUUACUAAGGUUGUGAUUGUUAUUGGACAGCACCGGCACAAAGAUGUAAUUAUUUUUGUAAGGAGAGGAUAGUUGAUGUUUCUCCGACCCUGUGUAAAUCUGUAUACAAAUGUUCCAUUAUUUUUAAUGAAAGUAUAUCUGAUUGCAGUAAUGCUGAGCUGUUAAUAUCCAAUCUAAGACUAGAAAAAGAUUUGGCUUAAAUUCCUGGAUAUCUAGCUUUUCAAAAAAAAAAAAAAGUCAAUUUUUAACAAACACAAUAUGCCUAAUUAUUAAAAUGUCUGAAUUUAAAAACAUUCUCGUUAUAAAGAUUUUUAUCCGAUAGUAUUAGUUUUUGGAAUGUUCAAAAUAUAUUUUUGUUUAGUACAAAUUUUAUCAUAUAUUUAAAAGUAGUUUAUAUAAAAUGAUAACUUAAAUUUGUAUCUGGACGUUCGCAGCAUGUUAGUGGUGACAUCAAGACGGAUUGAUAUUGAUUUUAACAUUCUCAAUAAUUAGAUUUUAUACCAAAAUUAAUUUAAUUUUAAGCAUUAUUAUAUAAUAUAAAAAAUAUAUUUAUUUUAGGUAUAAUUAAUAACAAAAUAUGUCCAGUAGUUUUAAUAUUUUAGUCAUACAAAUAUGGGUCUAAAGUAUUAUUUACAUCAUCUUUGCUGGUACCUCAUGUAAACAGGCCUCAUUAGUUUCGUGUUCAACGGACUGAACAUUCUUUCAAACAUUAACUUGCUCUAGUAUAACUUAAUUUUUAUAUUCAGAAGCAAAUUUACUUAAUUCUUUUUGUAUAUUAAUGUACUGUACUCCGGAUAUAUUUUAAAUAAUGUAUUUCUGGUGAGGAGCAGUGCUGCGAGGCCUUGAGUUGUGUAACUUCCUAAGAUAUCUAUAUUUAUAAGACAAUAUAUAUCAAGUUGUUGUCGGAUGAAAUUUUAAUAUUUGAAUAGUUAUUGGCAUAAUAGGAAAAGGAAUAGUUUUGUUAAGAAUAAAAUGCAAGCUGUUUU
Danaus plexippus (monarch butterfly) is the source of this 6942-nucleotide messenger RNA. RefSeq names its product kinesin-like protein Klp98A (gene Klp98A). Gene Ontology annotation, molecular function: phosphatidylinositol binding; microtubule binding; ATP binding. The record is from RefSeq and is a predicted model, not a curated record. Gene Ontology annotation, biological process: microtubule-based movement. Lineage: Eukaryota; Metazoa; Arthropoda; Insecta; Lepidoptera; Nymphalidae. The transcript is spliced from 27 exons. Bases 142 to 4083 code for a protein of 1313 amino acids.